Molecule: messenger RNA, 1087 nt
Organism: Drosophila erecta
Lineage: Eukaryota; Metazoa; Arthropoda; Insecta; Diptera; Drosophilidae
Gene: Mpp6
Product: M-phase phosphoprotein 6
Exons: 1
Coding region: 534-1022 (162 amino acids)
Biological process (GO): maturation of 5.8S rRNA
Source: RefSeq, a predicted model, not a curated record
AAGAUUUAUUGUCUGAUAAAUCUUUUCAGGAUUUCGGUUUCUUUCUCCGCCAAAGACACGAAAUAUUUAUGUAUGAAAUUAGAACUUUUACUGCGUUUCAAAUUAAAAACAUUAGCCCUUUGAUAGAUCCUUUGCUAUUUUUCAUUGUUUUUGGAGCAUGUUUCCGCACUGCUGCUACAUCUGCCCAUUCAACUGGGGUUGAACAUUAAUAUUAUUGUGUUAUUUUUUUGGUAGUUUGUCGAGGGGUCACGCUGAGUUAGAAAUGCUUUAAAAGUAUUUGUUACUGCUCAGUCUAUGUUAAAAAAGUUAGCGGAAAAACUAAGGGUUGUUUUAGUUUUCAAAGGUACUUUAAAUAUCGCAUAAGCACGAGGGCGCGCCACGUUUUCUAACUAAGCUAAACGACGUUUUGCAGCACUGGCCUUGCCAGUUUGUUUUGUUCGGUUAUUCUACUUCGAAUGAAAUUAAACGUGCCAGAGGUUUCCGCAUCUAUGUUUAAAGUUAAAUUUAUUGGGAUCAGAAAAUAAAAUAACAAAAUGCCAGCCAAAUCAAAGCCGAGACUUUCGCGGGGUGUCCUGGACAUGAAGUUUAUGCAGCGCACAAAAGUUAAAGUGGAAAAAGAGGCAGACGAUGAGCAGAGUAGGGCACUGUACUCGCACGAGAUCAACCAGAAGAUGCUCAAUUCCACCUCGAAUUUUGUGUUGGAGUCCAGCUACUCAAUAUGUGCCGGCCUGAUAGACGGACGCCUCAGUUUCCGGGGCAUGAAUCCGGAGCUGGAACUUCUCAUGGAACAGGAGCUGGCAGAAAAGCAGGGCAAUACAAGGCCGGAGCAGCCCAAGGAGGUCUCCGACCAAGACAUGGUGAAGGCUUUUUAUGCCAACAAGGCGCCCACGGUCACCGGCAGCAUGAGCAAAAAGUUUAACACCAAAAAGGACUUUAAAAGGAAGCAGGUCGGCGAAGAUAGUGGGAAUCCGCAUGCCAAGAAGAGGCAGCACUUUAAGAAACCACGCUCGGAUGACGAUUAGUUUACUACUUAGUUGUUACACACUGACUUAGCUCUUAGUUAAAUAAAAAUACGAUUUCAAUUGUA